AUGGAGAAAGCUGAGAUGAAGGAAGAUCAGAAAAUUGAUCUGCGGAUUGUCCUCAUUGGGAAAACUGGCUCGGGAAAAAGUGCGACAGGAAAUACCAUCCUCAACAAAGAGGUUUUCCACAAAGAGGCCAGCUCUCUGUCGGUGACGAAGACCUGCACUAUGGCCAUCUCCACCCUUCACGACUAUAACCUGGUGGUAGUGGACACUCCCGGGUGGUGUGACACGAAUCUCUCUGAGGCCGAAAUCGUCCAGGAAACAAUUAAGUGCAUCGACAUGUCCUACCCUGGACCUCAUGUGUUCCUGCUGGUGGUGCCAAUCGGUCGGUUCACAGAGGAGGAAUCCAAAGCCAUACGCAUGAUCCAGGAGGUGUUUGGAGAAGGAGCCACCAGAUACACAAUGAUCCUGUUUACGAGAGGAGAUGAUCUGGAGGACAAAGACAUUGAUGACUACCUAACCAAUGCCAAGCCCGAGCUCAAGAACCUGUUGGACAAGUGCGGGAGAAGAUAUCAUGUGCUCACCAACCGGGAGAAGAAAAAUCAAAACCAAGUGCACAUGCUUGUGAUGAAGAUCCAGAACAUGGUGCGGGGGAACGGUGGAAACUGCUACACCAACACCACGUACCAGCUGCUGGACAAGUACAAGAGGAAAGAAGCUGAGAUCCAGAAACAAAUCAAGAGUAUAAAGAGAGAGCUACAAGUAAAGGAGGUGGAGUUUCAGUGGAAGAUUACGCUGAUGCAGCAGGAGCAACAGCAGCAGAAGAUGCGAGAGGCCGAGCUGAAGGGGCAGCUUUUGGAGAGUGAGGUGAAGAGGGCUCGUGAGGAGGCCACACUAAUCACUGCUCUGAAAAAGCUUAAAAUAGAGCUGGUGCAAGAAGAAGAGAGAAGAAGGUCUGCAGAAGAAGCACAACAGAAGUUGGAAAGUGUCCAAGCUAAAAUGUUAAAGGAACUGCAGAAACGUGAGCUGGAGCACCAGAAGAAGAUGCAGAUGGAUCAAAAGAAGCAGCAGGAGGAGCAGAAGAUGCAUCAGCUUCGAAUGGAGCAAGAGGAGCUGAAGAGGCAGAUCAGUGAGUUCACAAAGAAGAUGAGCGAGCUCCAAAAGCAGGAGCAACAGGCCAGGGAGGAGAAAGAAGCAUGGCUGAAGAGGAGCAUCAGGAAAAUGUCCUGCUGCACCAUCGUGUAA
Clarias gariepinus (North African catfish) is the source of this 1179-nucleotide messenger RNA. Its product is annotated as GTPase IMAP family member 4-like. The transcript is spliced from 2 exons. Lineage: Eukaryota; Metazoa; Chordata; Actinopteri; Siluriformes; Clariidae. Gene Ontology annotation, molecular function: GTP binding. The record is from RefSeq and is a predicted model, not a curated record. Bases 1 to 1179 code for a protein of 392 amino acids.